Molecule: messenger RNA, 3693 nt
Organism: Manihot esculenta (cassava)
Lineage: Eukaryota; Viridiplantae; Streptophyta; Magnoliopsida; Malpighiales; Euphorbiaceae
Product: TSL-kinase interacting protein 1
Exons: 13
Coding region: 995-3394 (799 amino acids)
Biological process (GO): pattern specification process
Cellular component (GO): nucleus
Molecular function (GO): chromatin binding
Source: RefSeq, a predicted model, not a curated record
UUUUUUUCCAAACUGAAAAUAAGAAAAAGGAGGAAAAAAGAAAAGAAGAAAAUUCCUUCUCUUCCCUUUCUCGCCAACUGUAGACUGGAGAUUCUGGUUUCGAUCGCUUUGUGUUCAAAUUUCUUCACGCUUGUACGUCCGGUUCUAGGGUUUGCUCAGUUCUUCCAAUUUCCUGUUCUUAUAUUUCUCAGGUACUUCAAUUUCUCAGUUUCAUUUCCUUGAUCGUGACUUUUGAAGUCAAAAUUGAUCAAUUCUAGUCCAAAACCCUAGUUCUUGUCUGGCUGCUUGAAAAUUAGGGGAAAACUGAAGGAAGAAAAAUUUCUCCAUUUUUAUGAGCUCUGUUGUGUUUUUUUUUUUACAAAGUAAUUUAAUGAUUUAACUUUGUCAAUUUAGUUGGAUUUGGAUCAGUUUGCAUGGGUUUGAUGAUUGGGGUCUUAUACUUCCAGAUGCGAAAUUCCAUUGAGUUCCAUUUUCCUGCAUUUUCAUUUGGUAUCGUUUAUGAAGCUUGUGUGUGAUAGUUGAGAUUAAAGGAGUGGAACAACAAAUAGAUAAAUGAUGCUCAAUGCCUUAUCAACAUGUUGAAUCUAUUUGGCUAUUCUGAUUGUAUAGUGGGUAUCCUGGGAAUAUGAACAUUUUUUCAUUGACUGCUGACCCAAUGUGAAUAUAGAGGAAAUUGAUGAGGCUUUUCUGGUGAUGACGUCUUAGUCACGAUAAUGUAAACGGACAAGGUUAAAAGGAAUAGUUUAUUGUCUCAGGCUCUCAGCCAGCAAGCUGGAAUUCUUUUGGCAAACAGGAGUUACAAAUUAGAUUGUGAUUUUCCAUUAAUGAAUCUUGGCCCUCAUGGUUAUCCCUUUUCUUCCUCAUUUUUAUUUAGCUCAUCCUUACUAAAAUAGAGUUCUUUUGAAUUUUGCACUGAGUUGGAGGUCUAAGGGAAUAUUAUGGUGGUCUUUUGAAGUUGCAGCUCAUCAGUAUCUAGUAUUCUAGAUGCCUUAGCAUGGACAUGGAGUCACAGGUCUGCUUGGGCUCUAAAGUACAUUCAUGCAUUGAGAAUACUUCAAUUCAGCAUGGGGAUACUGGUAUAACAUCAUUGAUCCAAGAUCGUGUUGAGCCACAACAGCCAGCAAAAAGACCAACACGACAAUGGGCUGCUUGGACACGUGAAGAAGAAGAAAGUUUCUUCACUGCAUUACGUCAAGUUGGGAAGAACUUUGAAAAGAUAACCCGUCGUGUACAAAGCAAAAACAAGGAUCAGGUCAGGCAUUAUUACUAUCGUCUUGUGAGGCGAAUGAACAAAUUGCUGGGUCCAGGAUUAUGUCUAGAUGCGAAAAACUCCAAAGAUACAAAUGCUGCAAUGCUUCGAUGGUGGUCUUUAUUGGAAAAAUACAGCUGCAAGGCCUCAAAGCUUCACUUGAAGCCACGUAGAUUUAAGAUAUUUAUAGAAGCACUGGAGAACCAACUCUUAAAAGACCGAAAGAAGAAUGUAAGGAAACGGCCUCCACAGUUGGAAAAUGGUCCUCCUACAGUUCCAAAUACUGUUACAAGUCAGAAUAGAGCGUCGGGGCAUGAAACUAGAACUGUUAAAUUGGUUCUUGUGGACAGUCAAAACUUACAAAGGUUAGGAGCUGGAAAGGGAUCAUUGAAGCGCAAUGUUAACAUAGGUGUUAUCCGCAGCAACAGAGGAGACUCAACUGCAAUGAAGCCUGCAAGGCAGAGGCGGAAACAAGGCAUGUUCAAGUCAGCUGCAUAUAAAAAAUGGGAAAAAGCUGCUAUUGCCGGGGUUUCUUUGGUUGCUGAUGCUGCUGAGCAUUUGGAGCGGACAGCCACUGAUAAAGGGAUUGAACACGAACACAGUAUGGCAGAAUGUAAGAGUCCUGACCCUAUGGAAAAGGGUGUGCCCCCUUUGCCUGCCUUUUCUCAAAAUCAUUAUGUUGGGAGCAAUGCUCAGACUAAUAUGAAACUUAAGCUCCAGUUGUUCCCAAUUGAUGAUGGCACUCGAAGAGCCUUAGAAAUGGAUAAACAUAAUCCAUACCUGGAGCUGACUCUUAGUACUCGGAAAAAGAUAUCAUCAGUGCUGGAACACCUUAAUCAGAAAUGGGGCAAUUCAAGAAUAGCAUCAGGAGAGUUAAUGCUUUUCCCUUACAGUGCUCAUAGAGAAAAUUUUGUAGGUCAUCAGAGAUGGACUCAAGACGCCAUUGUCAGUGCAGCAGAUGUACACACUUCAAUUGGAAGCCCUCCAGUGUUCCGCUUGAGGUAUGGUUGGUUUUCCACCAUUGAAUUGGCAUCUGCGACACUGCAAGAAACUUCAGUAUCCAAUUCCAUUCCUGGUAGAGAUACUGUUGAUGUGGAAAAUGAAAAGAGAAAGAUUGUGGACUCUGUAUCAUCUUCUGGACUCUCAGCUGAUGAUAAAUCUGAGGAAAAUAUGACACACUGUGAGGAUCAGCUAACUAUAGGAAACAAGCUUCAUGCUUCUGCACCACAGUUUACAAGUGUGCCCGAUGAUCUAAGUGGGUUCAUUGCAACAGAACCUAGCAAUAACAUUGUCAUGUCCUCUGACUCUGCAGCAAGAGAAUCAUGGCAUGAAAAGGAGGCUGUUGACGGGGCAAAUAUGAAACAAUUAGAUAAUGUAGAUGACCUGAGACUGAGCAGUGGCACUGCAUUAUCUGCUGGGGAAUGGGCUGACAGCCUCACCAACAUUAGUGUUGGAGAUCUACUGUCAGAAGUGCCUCAUGAUGUGGAUCCUAACUGCUUUGAACCACCUAUUGCUCAAAGUGGGCAAUGUAUUCAACAAAUACCAUUUAGCUGCGAUUCAUUUGAUGCUGCUAUUGCUGCUCAUAUGUCAAGACAUCAAAAUAAGAUGGAAUUUUCUUCGGCAGUGGCAUCCCACACAUCUUCAAUUUGGGAUGCUGAAGAAACAUGUGAUGCCUUCUCAUUUCAAAAGGAUCACGCUUUCUACCAGGAAAUUCCUACUUCAAUUGAUGUUAUCACUCCGGACACUGACAAACAGAUGAACUCAAUGGUUUCUGGUGACUUCAUUGAGGGCUCGCCUAAUGGGGAGGGGCAUGUGGAUUAUCCUGCUGAAACUGGUCCUAUGAAUGAAUGUUCACCUGAUCCGCAUGGUGUGGACAACUCGGCUAAAGAUUUCACUGGACUAACAGAUAUUUAUUGGCCUGAAUCUUUAGGACCAUUGGAUCUGGAUAUCCCUUCAUCUAAAUACCAUAAUGAAGAGUUUAUUUUAAGUGAUAGCCUAAGUGGUUUGAACCGGCUGAUAGCCAGCAGCUUGGAUGCAUUUCAAAAUUGCUCCUUCUUUGGGCUGGACAAGAAAGACUUGAUGCCUGUAAUCGAAGCUCGCGAAAGUACCUCGUUUUCAGAUUUUAAAAUUGGCAACGGGGCAUAAAAAAAUUCAGACCUUGAGGGAUUACCUUUUCUUGGAGUAUAAUGACUAAUCGAUUUUUAUUUUCACUGACGGAAGGAGAGUGUGCUGAGGGGUUGGUGCAAGCCAAGAACAUUCUGGUUGUGUAUGGAAAAAGUUCCCUGAUCAGAGUCUCCAGCCUUUGUACAAAAAUAGACUUUGGACAGUUUCAUACGUUUUCUUUCUUUAUAUUGCUUUAUAUUUUCAUUACAAUCCUGUAUAUUUUUCUUCACAGCUAAUGCAACUGUGCAACCCUUGUGGGUUAAAAGAACCUUUUUGUCUGA